AUGAAGCAUCUGCCUCCGAACCAACUAGGAGAAAUCUGUGUUCGAGGACCAAACAUAAUGGAAGGUUAUUUCAACAAUGUGCAAGCCACUGAGUUUACAAUCAAGCAUGGGUGGUUGCAUACUGGUGAUCUUGGAUACUUUGAUGAAAGAGGCCAGCUUCAUGUCGUGGAUAGACUUAAAGAGCUGAUUAAGUACAAGGGCUUCCAGAUUGCUCCUGCUGAGCUUGAAGGACUGCUUUUGUCUCAUCCAGAAAUUCAUGAUGCUGCUGUUAUCCCGUAUCCUGAUCCUGAAGCAGGGGAAGUUCCUAUCGCCUAUGUUGUACGAUCACCAAAGAGUUCACUGCCUGAAGUUGAUGUCCAGAAAUUUAUUGAGAAGCAGGUCGCGCACUACAAGAGACUGAGGAAGGUGACGUUUGUGGACAGUGUACCGAAAUCUGCUGCGGGAAAGAUUUUGAGAAGAGAGCUCAUCGCCCAAGUCGGAUCAUCCAAGCUGUAG
Messenger RNA from Miscanthus lutarioriparius, 495 nucleotides. The record is from the annotation of a GenBank genome assembly. Lineage: Eukaryota; Viridiplantae; Streptophyta; Magnoliopsida; Poales; Poaceae.